This is a messenger RNA of Ananas comosus (pineapple), 1765 nucleotides long. RefSeq names its product probable carboxylesterase 11. The coding region runs from base 98 to 1426 and encodes 442 amino acids. Lineage: Eukaryota; Viridiplantae; Streptophyta; Magnoliopsida; Poales; Bromeliaceae. The transcript is spliced from 2 exons. Gene Ontology annotation, molecular function: hydrolase activity. The record is from RefSeq and is a predicted model, not a curated record.
UGGCCCCACCCCUUUUCCCCCUCCCUCACUCCACCCAGAUUCCCACCCUAUCUCCCCCUCCUCUUCCGACGACGACGACGACGACGACGACGACGCCAUGCCCAGCGUAGGGAUCAAGCUCUACAGCGUCCUCUUCAAGCUCCUCCUCCGCCACCGCCUCCACCACCUCCCCGGCUCCGGCUCCUCCUCCGGCGGCGGCGGAGGAGGAGGCGCCGCCGCCGCCGGAGGAAACCCUUUCGGGGUAUCAUCACGCCCCGACGCCGAUGGCGUCGCCACCAAGGACAUCCACAUCGACCCCCUCACCUCCCUCUCCGUCCGCAUCUUCCUCCCCGAUCCCUCCCUCUUCGCCCCCUCCCCCCACCAGCACCCCCCUCUCCGCCGCAACAGCUUUCCCGCUCCGCCGCCCUCCGCUGCGGCCCCCGAUCUGUCACGCCGCGCCAGCUUCGGCGCCGCCGCGUACCGCGGGUACCUCCCCGCCCUCGAUGGGGGCGGGGGCCGGGGCCGCGCUGCGGCGGCGCGGCGGCUCCCCGUGGUGGUCCAGUUCCACGGGGGCGCGUUCGUCUCCGGGAGCGCCGAUUCGGCCGCGAACGAUCUCUUCUGCCGCCGGAUCGCGCGGCAUUGCGAGGCGAUCGUGAUCGCGGUCGGGUACCGGCUCGCGCCGGAGUGCCGGUACCCCGCGGCUUUCGAGGACGGGCUCAAGGUGCUCAAUUGGCUCGCGAAGCAGGCGAAUCUGGCGGAAUGCAGCAAGUCGAUGGGGAGCAUCAGGCUCGGGGCCGGGGGCGGCGCUGGGGCCGUGACCGCGAAGGCCGGUGUGCAACGCUACAUUGUCGAUGCCUUCGGGGCCUCGUUGGUGGAGCCGUGGCUCGCGGCUCAUGCCGAUGUCUCCAGGUGUGUUCUCCUCGGCGCAAGUUGCGGAGCAAACAUCGCAGAUUAUGUGGCCCGAAAGGCAGUCGAGGCUGGGAAGCUAUUAGACCCCGUCAAAGUGGUCGCGCAGGUUCUAAUGUACCCAUUCUUCAUUGGCAAUGUCCCAACUCAAUCGGAAAUAAAGCUAGCAAACUCCUACUUCUACGACAAGCCGACGUGCCUGCUUGCCUGGAAACUCUUCUUACCUGAGGAAGAGUUCAGCUUAGACCAUCCUGCCGCAAACCCUUUAGUACCUGGAAGGGGCCCGCCAUUGAAGUGUAUGCCCCCGACUUUGACUGUGGUCGCGGAGCACGACUGGAUGAAGGACCGCGCAAUCGCUUACUCCGAGGAGCUCCGGAAGGUGAAUGUUGAUGCGCCGGUCCUUGAAUACAAGGACGCAGUCCAUGAGUUUGCAACACUUGAUAUCCUGCUCAAGACGCCGCAAGCUCAGGCCUGUGCCGAGGAUAUUGCUAUAUGGGUCAAGAAGUAUAUAUCUUCUCGCGGACAUGAGUUCUCGUAUUAGAUAUUGUAGAUUAGACGGUACGGGUUUUUUCAAACCAUUUUAGGUAUUGGGAAAAGAGCUGGAACCUUCCUCCCUGAAGUUAAGUUAUUGCACGACGAAGGCUACGGCUACUGAUCAUUAGUACGUUCAACCACGCAGAGCUACAUUUGACGCAGUAAGAGAGAGCGCAGAGCUGCAUUUGAUGCAGUAAGAGAGAGAGAGCGAGAGGAAGGGAGAUACAGGGAGAGGAUGUAUUGAUCUGCUUUAACUUGUGUUAAUGACAGUCAAGUUCUUUGGCACGUGUUAUGCCAUUAAAUGCACGAACCAUUCUAUAUAAAUAAAUAUCCAUGAUAAUCCAAA